Messenger RNA from Ochlerotatus camptorhynchus, 2131 nucleotides. RefSeq names its product hexamerin-1.1-like. The transcript is spliced from 3 exons. Lineage: Eukaryota; Metazoa; Arthropoda; Insecta; Diptera; Culicidae. Bases 55 to 2127 code for a protein of 690 amino acids. The record is from RefSeq and is a predicted model, not a curated record.
GCUGAGAGGCAUCAUCAGUUGGGUAGCAUUGAUCCAGCAAGAACUACCGUCAGGAUGAAGCUCCUAGUAGCAGCUAUUGCCAUUUCCCUGGCCGCCAUGGCCAGCGGAUCGUACGUCUCAAGCGUUGGAAAGGACAUGAAGUAUGCUGACAAAGAUUUCCUUAUGAAGCAGAAAUUUUUCUUUGAAAUUCUGCGAAACAUUCACAUGCCGUUGCAGUAUGAAGAAUACAUGACGUACACCAAGAACUGGGUCGAGGACAUGACCAUGUACAAGAACUUCGACCAAGUGACCGAGUUCUUCAACAUGUACAAGAUGGACCUCUUCCUAGGAAAGGGAGAGGUUUUCACCAUCAACAAUAAGUACAUGCUGAAACAGACCUACAUGCUGUUCAGUUUCCUGUACAACUCUCUUGACUGGGAUACAUACUACAAGAACGUCAUCUGGGCUCGUGAGAACAUUAACGAAGGCAUGUUCAUCUAUGCCGUCACGCUGACCGUUAUGCACCGCAUGGACCUGCAAGGAAUUGUCUUGCCGGCCAUCUACGAAAUCUACCCGUACUACUUCUUCAACACCGACAUCAUCCGUACUGCCACGUAUCGUAAGAUGUACGAUCCCAAGUUCGGAUUCUACGGAAACGGAAAGUACAACGUAGUGUACUCUAACUUUACUAUGACGUACCCGUACGAGUUCAAGGACACCUUGAUGAUGAAUGGAAUGGGCAUGGAUUACUUCUACGAGGAUAUCGGACUGAACUCAUACUACUUCUACUUCAUGAUGGACUAUCCUUUCUUCAUCGGUGGGGACAAAUUCGGGUUACUGAAGGAACGCAGCGGUGAACUUUACCUGUACAUGCACCAGCAACUGCUAGCUAGGUACAACUUGGAGCGCAUGUCAAACAUGAUGUACCCGACUAAGAUGUUGACUUGGAAAUUCCCACUGGAGACUGGCUACUUCUCGCUGUUGAGCUACUAUAAUGGAGUUCCAUUCAAGUACCGCGAUGCCAACUUUAUGAUCAAGGACGACGAUUACUUCAAGCUGGAUUGGAUUAUGGAUUGGGAAAUGAGAAUGCGUAAGGUCAUCGAUGAUGGAUUCUACAUGAUGGACGAUGGAACCAAGGUUGAUCUUCGCAAAUGGGAGAACAUUGAUUUCAUCGGAAAGAUGAUGAACUGCAACAUGGGUAAUAUGGAGUGCCAGAAAUUCGGUUUCAUCGAAAUGAUGUCCAAGAUGGUUUUGAGUGGAAUGGACUUUAUGACAAUGAAAACGUGGCCAUCUGCUAUGAUGCACUACGAGACCACCCUGCGCGAUCCAAUGUUCUACAGAUUGUGGGAUCGCCUGAUGAGCUUCUAUUACCUGUUCAAGAGCUACUUGCCAUACUACACUAUGGAGGACCUUACGUUCAAGGGUGUCAUCAUCAAGGAUGUUGUGAUCGACAAGCUGAUGACUUACUUCGAAUAUUUCGAUUCCGAUAUCUCGAACGUGAUUCCCAUGAUGAACGUUGCUAAGUACUGGGAUUUCUCCGUGCUAGGUCGCACCAUGCGUCUAAACCAUAAGCCUUUCACCUACACGCUGGACAUGAUGUCUGAGUUCACCGGUAAGGGUGUGGUUCGUGUCUUCAUGGGUCCGAAAUUCGACAAGAUUAUGCAGUUGGACUAUUACCGAAAGUUCUUCGUCGAAAUUGACCAGUACAUGGUAGAUUUGGUGGUUGGUAAGAAUACCAUUGUUCGUAACUCUCGUGACUUCUACUGGAGCGUGAAGGAUCGUACCAAGUAUACCGAUUUGUACAAGAAAAUGAUGAUGGCCAUCAGUGGCACGGAGAAGUUCAUGCUUGACAUGUCAGAGGCUCACUGCGGAUUCCCGGAUCGCCUGAUUCUGCCAAAGGGCUGGGUCAGCGGAAUGAAGAUGCAGUUCUUCUUUAUCGUCACGCCAUACACCAUCACCGAAAGCAAAACCGACAUGGUGUUCGAUAAGACCUUCAUGUGCGGUAAGUACAACUUUAUCGACAAUCUUCCGAUGGGCUUCCCAUUCGAUCGAGAGAUCGAUUACUCCUACUGGUACACGAAGAACAUGCUGUUCAAGGACGUUUUCAUCUACCAUAUGGACGAUAUGAUGAUGAACCAAACACUCUAAGCCG